Osmerus eperlanus (European smelt) is the source of this 2087-nucleotide messenger RNA. It is a transcript of the gene prkab1a, whose product is annotated as protein kinase, AMP-activated, beta 1 non-catalytic subunit, a. The transcript is spliced from 8 exons. Gene Ontology annotation, biological process: signal transduction. The record is from RefSeq and is a predicted model, not a curated record. Bases 177 to 983 code for a protein of 268 amino acids. Gene Ontology annotation, molecular function: protein kinase binding. Gene Ontology annotation, cellular component: nucleus; cytoplasm; nucleotide-activated protein kinase complex. Lineage: Eukaryota; Metazoa; Chordata; Actinopteri; Osmeriformes; Osmeridae.
AGAUUUAUCAGUUUAUCAGCAGCAGAAAGGAUGGUGUGGGCGGGGCAUUUUGCAAUGACGAUGUGAAAGUUGUUACUGUAAUUUCGGAUAUCCAAAAUGAAAACAUCGUAGGCCUAUGUGGCGUACAUUGGAAUUUAAUUUCAGUGAUCUUAACUCAGUGCAACGGCUCGACCAUCAUGGGAAACACCAACAGCGAGAGGGCUGGAAUGGGUCAGGGAGAUAAGGGUCACCGGCGGGAUAGUCGGGUUAAGGAGGGCGAUAGACCCAAGAUCUUGAUGGACAGCCCCGAGGAUGCCGAUAUCUUCCAUGGGGAGGACAUCAAGGCGCCGUCGGAAAAAGAGGAGUUUCUUGCGUGGCGUCAGGACUUGGAGGCGGACGACAAAGGCCCGACUCUGGACAGACCUAUGGUCUUCCGCUGGACUGGAGAUGGAAAGGAGGUUUUCUUGUCUGGGUCGUUCAACAACUGGGCCAACAAGAUCCCUCUGAUAAAGAGUCAGAACAACUUUGUGGCGAUCGUGGAUCUUCCAGAAGGCGAACAUCAGUAUAAGUUUUAUGUAGAUGGGCAGUGGACCCACGACCCUGCUGAACCUGUUGUAACCAAUCAACUGGGUACCGUCAACAACAUCAUUCAGGUGAAGACAACUGACUUUGAGGUGUUUGACGCGCUCAUGGUGGACUCCCAGAAAUGCUCCGACAUGUCAGAUCUCUCCAGUUCCCCUCCGGGACCGUAUCAUCAAGAGGCUUAUGUCCCCAAACAGGAAGAGAAGUUUAAAUCUCCUCCUAUUCUACCACCUCACCUGCUGCAGGUCAUCCUCAACAAGGACACAGGGAUAUCUUGUGACCCCGCUCUGCUCCCUGAACCCAACCAUGUCAUGCUCAGCCACCUGUACGCUCUCUCCAUCAAGGAUGGUGUGAUGGUGCUGAGUGCGACUCACCGCUACAAGAAGAAGUAUGUGACCACCCUCCUGUACAAACCCAUAUGAACCUCCCUCCCCCCCACCUCCCUCCCUCCCCCCCCCCCUCCCCUCCCUCCCUCACGGCAAACCCAACACCCCACAGCACCUGCACAUACAUAUACCUCACUAGAGAUUCACCUCACUCAAUCACUUCAAUAUUACUCAGCCUGCCUUUUCCUUCUUUUAAGGAACCGUUGUCUACACACAUAUAUAUAUAUAUAUAUAUAUAUAUAUACCAUAUAUAUAUGUGUAUAUAUACACGGUAUAUAGUUUAGUAGCCCCUGCUUCAGCUGUAGAAUGAGAGGGUAGGAGACAGAGGGCUGUGUUAGCUAACAGGCAGAACUCUAACGAUGGUUUGAGAACAGACAGGAAGUGUGACGGGAGAGAGAAUCGCUGGGUAGAGACUGGAGAGAGGCAGUCAGUCUGUGUUACGCAACAAGAACUCCUUUAUGUACUUCAAACCAGACGUUCCUUGAUCGAAAUAAGAGAUCAGCAACACUGUUGGAUCCGCUGUGGGCCUUUUUUAGCAGUACCUUAGCGAUGAAAGCAAUUUCAUCGAGUUUUUCCGACUCCCUUCAGUGUCUUUUGUUCUUGAUGUCUGCUAACAUUUGGGCAAAGUGACAUCUGUAUACUUUUGUGCCACUUAUUUAACUCUAUUUUCUCAGCACUUCACACAAUGUUGAAUAGUGUUUUUUUUAUUUUUAUUUUUUAUCAUAGAAGAGUAUUUAUGUAGCUGUAUAUUUUCUACAUGACUUCUUCAUGUGGUCCACCUCCAUUUUCUUAGCACUUCACACAAUGUUGAAUAGUAUUUUCUUUUAAUAAUAGAAGAGUAUUUAUGUAGCUGUAUAUUUUCGACAUGACUUCUUCAUGUGGUCCGCUUGGUCUAAGGGACCAGUCUAGGAAGGUGUUACAGCUAAUAGGAUGGUUCUUAUAAGAACGUCAGUGUUGCGUAACAUAUUCCAUAUUUGAGUUGGAGGCCGGUACUUCAGAGAAGGAGGCGGACAUAUCAAUGUGAACCUGAUUAUCAUGCUGUUGUGUCAAUUAUUUCCCUUUGUGUCAGAGUUUUUAUUCAAAUGAAAAUUAAUUUUGUUGCACGAUAAAUGUUAUUUCUAAAAUAAAUGAUUGAACCGA